Daphnia pulicaria is the source of this 4440-nucleotide messenger RNA. RefSeq names its product 1-phosphatidylinositol 4,5-bisphosphate phosphodiesterase gamma-1-like (gene sl). Gene Ontology annotation, molecular function: phosphatidylinositol-4,5-bisphosphate phospholipase C activity; protein binding; calcium ion binding. Gene Ontology annotation, biological process: phosphatidylinositol-mediated signaling; lipid metabolic process; positive regulation of epithelial cell migration. Lineage: Eukaryota; Metazoa; Arthropoda; Branchiopoda; Diplostraca; Daphniidae. The transcript has 23 exons. Bases 348 to 4148 code for a protein of 1266 amino acids. The record is from RefSeq and is a predicted model, not a curated record.
UAUGACUACAAAGCUUUGAAAAGAGUAAGCCUGCAGGCAAAUGGUUGACAGCAGAGAAACGACUUUGAAGUAGCUGGAAUCAGCUGUUUUAUUAAAUAUGUACAUUUUACUGAAAGUGAACAAAUUUAACUAAAUGUUUAAGAAAUCGAGCUUAACUACUUAAUUCGUACGGAAAUUAUUUGCAUCCUGCUACUUUUUUCUGGUGGCCUGCCAGAAUCAAUAAGACUGCUACAGUCUAAAGUCCUUCCCGUUGUCUCGUAUAUACCUAUAGUUGUUUCCCAUUUGCCGUCAGGGAGUGUUCCUUUUUUCUCCUUUGAUCAUCGCUAACGUAAACAAUACAGUGAAACAUGAAUGAAAUGGAUGGAAGCGGGUUACUCCCAGAGAUGGAGAACAUCAUUUGUCAGUUGGAAAGGGGCACUGUCGUUACCAAGUUUUUCCAGAAGAAACAUCCUGACAGAAGGAUUCUGUCUGUCAAAAGAGAAACUCGUCAAGUUGUGUGGUGCAAGCCAAUGAGUAAAAGAAAUGUCUACGAAGGAGCUGUUGAUUUAAGAGAAGUCAAGGAAGUAAGACCCGGUAGAAAUUCGAGAGAUUUUGAGCGGUGGCCAGACGAUGCCAGAAAAUUUGAUGAAAAUCGAUGCUAUGUUGUUUUUUACGGUCAGGAUUUCUGUCUCAAGACUCUUUCCAUCGGAGCUCUCUCCAGACCCGAGUGUGACCUAUGGGUAAGAGGACUACGGUUCUUGUCCCGUGACACCCUCACGUCCUCGUAUCCUUUACAAAUGGAACGCUGGCUUUGGAAGGAAUUCUGUAACAUGACAACUGACAGGACUACUGUGACGUUGAAAGAUGUCAAAGCGUUCCUGCCGCAAGUAAACUGCCAAAUGACCAAACCGCGGCUAAAGGAAGCUUUUCACGAGGUGGAUUGUCGAAGAUUGGGUGAACUAUCAUUCGACGAAUUCGCUUCCCUCUACCACAUCCUCAUCUACGAUGAAAACAUGUACCAGUCUUUCUUCCACAAGUAUUCAUCGGAUGGCAGCAUACUAUCUUUGGAAGAUUUCCAAAGAUUUGUGGCGGAGCAAGGCGACGCACCAAUGGAAGCCGAUGUAACGACGGCCUUCAUGAGAGAUUUUGUACGCGAUCUCCGACGCAACGUCGAGCCCGCCUAUUUCACUCCAAAAGAGUUCACCAGUUACCUCUUUUCGCAUCAUAAUGAACUUUGGGAUUCUCAGCACAACGCCGUUAAUCAGGAUAUGACUCAACCACUGUCUAGUUACUGGAUUGCUUCUUCCCACAAUACGUAUUUGACCGGCGACCAAUUUUCUAGUAUAUCAAGUGUCGAGGCUUAUGCCCGUUGCCUUAAUCAAGGUUGCCGAUGUAUCGAGCUUGACUGUUGGGAUGGACCAGACGGGAUGCCUUUUAUUUACCACGGUCACACUAUUACCAGCAAAAUUCGCUUUCUAGAUGUUGUUAAAACAAUCAAAGAGCAUGCCUUUACCAAUUCUACUUACCCAGUCAUUUUGUCAAUCGAAGACCACUGCUCACUACCGCAACAAAGAAAGAUGGCUAAAAUUUUUGAAGAAAUUUUCGGUUCGAUGCUACUUACGAUACCCAUUGAAAAGAACGAAAUAGCUAUGCCCUCACCCGAUGCACUACGGCGAAAAAUUAUUCUUAAGCACAAAAAACUACCAGAAGGAGCCACUUCUGUUUCACUGGACGAAUCUAUGACUAAUGGGACCCGCCUCGAUGAUAGUAGUAUUAAAGAUUUGGAUCUUUCAAAUUCGGAAAAGAACGGCAUAUUGUUUCUGGAAGAUAAAUUGGAUCGACAAUGGGUUUCUCAUUUUUUCGUCCUGAGUGAUGUCAAAAUGUACUACACUGAAGUUCACCCGGAAGAGACCGAGCCGGAAGAAGCAGAUGAUGAUGUCUCAAACAGUUCCCAAGAGUCGCUUCGAGAAGGUGUUCCAGAAGACGAACUACAUUUCGGCGAGGACUGGUUUCAUGGUCGACUUGCUGGUGGUCGACCCAGGGCGGAAGAACUGUUGCAGCAACAUGGACCUUCUUUAGGGGACGGUGCUUUUCUUGUUCGGAAAAGUGGAAACUUUGUAGGGGAUUUCUCCCUCUCAUUCUGGCGUCAGAAUAAGGUCUACCAUUGCCAUAUACGUAGUCGACAAGACUGGGGAAGAACGAAAUACUACCUUAUUGAAUCUAACUGCUACGAUAGUUUGUAUAGUUUAAUUGUUCAUUACAAAACUCAUCCGCUAAGAAGCCCGGGUUUCAGUAUCGUUUUAAACAAACCAGUUCCUCAACCUUGCACUCAUGAAAGUAAGGACUGGUAUCAUCCGACAACCGUACGCGCAAAAGCCGAAGAAUUACUUCGUUGGAUUCCAAGAGACGGGGCAUUUCUUGUCAGACCCAGCGAGCGAGAGUUGAACACAUUUUCAAUUUCAUUCAGGGCCGAAGGGAAAAUCAAACAUUGUCGGAUAAAACAAGAGGGCCGUCUUUACAUUAUUGGGACAGCUCAAUUCGAGAGUCUCAUUGACUUGGUUAGCUACUAUGAAAAGAAUCCUCUUUAUCGAAAAGUGCGCCUUCGCUAUCCAGUGACAGAGGAGAUUGUUCGUCAACGUGGAGUGAGUCCACAAGAUGGAGAAGACGCACCUAAUUACAUGGAUUCAACCGCUUUAACAGGGGUGACCGUAAAAGCUCUGUACGAUUACCGUAGCCAACAGGAUGACGAACUUUGUUUUUGCAAACACGCCAUCAUUUAUAACGUGAAAAAGGAAGACAACGGAUGGUGGCGGGGCGAUUAUGGAGGACGGCGGCAACUCCUCUUCCCGGCUAAUUACACACAAGAAAUUGACAUAACCCAAGAAAUUCAAAACGAGAACUCCACAGAGGUUACACCACUCGGUAGCUUACAGAAAGGAAGCUACGAUGUGGCGGGAGCUGUAAUUGAGUUGGUGGCAUUGCAUCCCAGAUCCCAAUCACCACCCGAUACUUCUCCAGACCUCAAUCCUCGAAAAAUUGCUCCCGAAUGGCUGCUGCGAGUGAAGUCACCCUUGCACUCUGAGCCUAUCGAAUUGGGUUGUGAUUCCAAAGAAGACGCUAUCGAUUGGUGUAACACGAUCAAGAGUGUCGCACAGCGUUGUAGCGUCCGCGAAAAUUUUCAUCGUGAAAUAGAAUUAACGUGGCGAAUUGCUAAAGAGCUUUCAGACAUUAUUGUGUACUGCCGAGCCGUAACGUUUAAUCAAGAACGUAUUUCGCGUGAUGGGCGAAACCCGUAUGAAAUGUCCUCAUUCCCAGAACAGAAAGCUGAAAAAUUUAUGCUACAAGACCCUAAAUUUUUCCUUUGGUAUCAUCAAAUAAUGUUUAGCCGUGUCUACCCGAAAGGACAACGAAUUGAUUCUAGUAAUUAUUGCCCAGUUCCUUUUUGGAACGUUGGCUCACAGAUGGCCGCUUUAAAUUACCAGACUCCUGAUAAAAGUAUGCAGUUGAAUGAAGCCAAAUUUCUGCAAAACGGCAAGUGUGGCUAUGUAUUGAAGCCAAGCUUUAUGUUGAAAAAUACUUCGCUAGAAUCUCCUUUGCAGACUGCAGAGGAUCCUCUAAUUGUCGUUGUUAAGGUCAUCGCUGCCCGUCACCUGACCAAAUCCAAGAGAGGGAUAGUAAGUCCUUGCGUAGAGAUUGAGAUUAUUGGCAGCCAACAAGACAACAUAAACAAACACACCACAAAGAUCAUAACUGACAAUGGUUUUAAUCCUGUUUGGGAUGAAACUUUUCAGUUAGAAGUUGCGUCUCCCUCUCUGGCACUCCUCCGAUUCGCCGUAUACGAUAUAGAUAUGUUUGGUGAUUCUCAUCUUAUUGCACAAGCCACAUACCCGCUUUUGUGUAUUCGUCGGGGAUUCCGAAGUGUUCCUCUAAAAAAUGGCUUUAGUGAACUUCUUGAAAUGGCAUCACUUUUAGUUUUUCUGGAUAUCCACAAGAGAAAGGAUGAAGGGAGUUCGGUGUUGUUGAAGAGGGACAGGCUUCGUGACCUAAGAAACCAAAUUACCGACGCUCAGGAGCGGGGCGACGCAUUGGCUGAGCAAGAGGCUCGCGCCGAAUUCCAAGAAAUCGAAUCCCAAAUUUUUGAAGAUUUUAACCGUACGCGUGAAAAGUAGCAAUGUUCAUAAAUGAUUUCCAUGAAGUCAAUAUGAAGGAAAGAUGGGGUUAUAAUUGAGCAUUCAGUCAUUCAUAUUUUCAUCAGAAUGUUUUUGUGAAUAUUCUGAUGGUUAAAAUGAUAAAAAUUUGACUAUUCAGCAAGUGCUCUAUCGAAUGGGUGCCUUUAUAUACUCAAUUGAUUUAAAGUGGUUUAUUCAUAUUUAUUAAUGAAUGCUGCUGAUUUACAAUCAUGUUAAUGAUAACCCAUCAGUUUGUUAUAAUACAUUGGCAAUAUAAACUUUUCACCAUCAA